Messenger RNA from Alternaria triticimaculans, 846 nucleotides. RefSeq lists its product as uncharacterized. NCBI's taxonomy places the organism in Eukaryota, Fungi, Ascomycota, Dothideomycetes, Pleosporales, Pleosporaceae. The transcript is spliced from 2 exons. Bases 1 to 846 code for a protein of 281 amino acids. Gene Ontology annotation, cellular component: membrane. The record is from RefSeq and is a predicted model, not a curated record.
AUGGGUCUACUUGAACAGGCGCGAAGACACGCCGAGACUUACGGACCAGAGGCGGCGCGACAUGUAGCAUCUGCUGCAGACAAGGCAUGGACACACGGUAGCGCUUUCGGUCAAGAAGUAGCAAAACGUGCUGGUCCAGCCGCUGCAGAUGCAAAAACUCAUCUUGACAGACUCAGCAAAGAAGCUGGCAAGCAUGCUGCUCCUAUCGCCAGCAGUGCCUCGAAGCAUGCUAUGGAACUCGCCCGAGCCGCUUACAACAGCGGCAAACAAGGUCUACAGUCCCUACCGCAACUCCCAGACGGAUACAUCAACGAGGAAUACGACUGGAACUUCAUUGCACAGUUUGGUGAAGACAUGGCGAAGCAGCUUGGCACUACAGCGGGUGAUUUCUGGGACAAGUUAAGCAGCGGCGACAUCCUCCAUGACAUUGGUCAGGCGGCUAUCCCUAACAUUGACUUCACCAAGGAAGAUCUCUCAGGUUUCAGCGAGAGGCUCAAAGAAUGGGUUCUUGCCAACCCUAAACAGUUUUCUACGUUGCUGGCCUGUAUUGCUUCUGGCCCCAUCGCUCUUGCUGUCACACCAGCCAUGCUAGGCCUUGUGGGCUUCACACCUAUCGGUAUCGCCGCUGGCUCCAUGGCGUCUGCAUUCCAGGCAGGCGUCGCUCCCAUCGCUGCGGGCAGUGCUUUCGCCGUCCUUACCAGUGCUGCGAUGGGAGGAUAUGGGCUUGUUAUCGUCCAAGCGUUUGCUGUAGGCUCGAGUAUGACAGGAUCUUGUGGCAUCGCAGCUCUGGCGUUCUUGAAAGCUUUCAAGGAGGACCAACAGUGUGAAAAGCCGAAGGCCGAGUAG